AUGUACUGGGGUUAUUCGAAUAAAACCAAUAUAUUCGGUUCGACUGACUCUUCUCACAAAGUUGAAGCUGACUUAACUGCCGAAAGGACACCGAUCAAUGUUGUUGUUAAAUUGGUACCACAGAAACAUGGAAAUAAAGGGAGACUUCCUAUGUUUUGCAGGCCAGAAGGUGAUUCAGUCCUAUUAGAUACAGAUAAAUCAGAAUACUCAUCCUUUGAUAAGGUAUCCCAUUCUACAGAAACAAUAGAUGAGUUGCAUAAUUAUUUCCAAUCAGAUCUGAAUUGCGUUCAAAAUAUAUUGGAUGCCUAUAAUCUAACGUUAAUUACAUAUGGGCAAUCUUUCACAGGUAAAACUUCAACUUUAUUUGGGAAUAACGAAAAAGACACAACAGAGGAGAGCCUUAUUCAGAAAUUAUCUAAAGAACUAUUUGAAAAGAUUAAAACGAAAAGACAAGAGCAUGGUACUAAAACAGUUGUGAAUUUAAAAGUGUUUGAAAUUAAUAUGGAAAAAGUACAUGAUAUGUUGAUACCAGAUGGGAAGAAAAAGUCAUUGAAACUACAUCAUGAAGCAAACAAAGUAGAAUAUUCGGUCAAAGAUCUUUCAGGUCGUACUGUUACAUCGGCUCAAGAUAUUGCACUAGAAAUGAAUAAUGUUGCAAAGAGGCGAAAUGUGAGUACUAAACAAUCUAUACGUUCAAAAACGCACCUCUUUGUCAAAAUUACUGUAGAACAAAGAAAUGUCAUCGAUGAAACCUUGAAGACAGGAAGUCUUCUAUUAGUUGAUCUAUGUGGAUCAAAUCCCCUGAAUAAGGAUAUAGACAAAGAUAUUUCUUCAGAAGAAAUAAAAAAACUAAAUGCUGAGCUAAAAGCAUUGAAUCAUGUUAUAAAUACUAUCUCAGAUCACCAAAUCAAACACCCUGAUGAUAGACGGGAAUACUCUAUUCCUUAUAGAGAAUCUGCCUUGACAAAAUUGCUAUUGAAUGCAUUAACAGGGAAUUCAAUAACUACCUUCCUCAUAUGUUGUUCGACAGAUAAAGAAGAUGAGAUAGAUUCUAUCAAUUCAUUACGAAUUGGUUCGACGAUAAAGAAUCUAAAAACAUCUAUUCAUGCUAAUAUUGUUGGAUUAAAUCAGAAAAAGAAGAUGGAUUUGUUAUACGAAAAUACAAAGAAAAAAGAGGAUAACUAUUUAAAAAGAAUAAAACAAUUAGAAUAUGAACGUAAUGGUCUUCGUGAGAAUCAUAAAGGACCAGAUGGAAAUAUAUCCAACUCUGUAACAUUUCAAAAAUUACAGAAAUCCGAAGCAGAAAAUAAAGCGCUUGUGGAACAAUUAGAGUUAUUAAAGGGUCUUUUAAAUAGACCUUCGAAGGAGCCACUGAAUAACUCACCUCAACCAAACGGAAAUAUAAUGGAUAUUACAAAUUCUUUAAUUCAGAAAUCUAGUAGGGUCGCAGAAUUACAAGCAUCAAUUGAAGAAAUGAAUCACCUAAAUUAUAAUUUAAAAGAAAAGAUCAAAGAAAUGGGAGGAAGAGAUGUAAGCCUCGAACAAAUGAAUAAUAAACUUGUAUUACAAAUAAAAGAACAUGAGAUCUUAAUACAGAAAUUAUUAACAGCUAACGCUGCCAUGGAGAGUGAACUUGAUCACUUUAAAGAGAUCAAUAAAGUUAGAACAGAUAAAGUUAAGCUUCUCGAAGAUAGAAUUUCCAAAGUCAGUAUAAAUAAUAAUAAUAACAAUGCAUAUGAUAGUUCUGUGGAGACACCUAGACAAGGUUCUGUCAGUUCAUCUUCGGGACACACAAUAGUUCCUAUAGAUGAAAGAAAAGAAAUUGGUGCAUCACCAUGGGGCAUAAAAAAUGCCAUUAAUAAUGGCUGGGGUAAUAGACAAGCAUCUGUGGGCAGCAUUGGGAUAUCGACCUCUGAAGAAACAUUUGUUCCACGGCCUCUCAAAAAGGGUUUAAAACUAAACUCUGUCAGAAUAGUUUCAGGACCUGCUACAACUCCACACACUCCGAACAAUACGAGUUAA
Maudiozyma barnettii is the source of this 2022-nucleotide messenger RNA. It is a transcript of the gene SMY1, whose product is annotated as Smy1p. The coding region runs from base 1 to 2022 and encodes 673 amino acids. Gene Ontology annotation, cellular component: kinesin complex; microtubule. The transcript has a single exon. The record is from RefSeq and is a predicted model, not a curated record. NCBI's taxonomy places the organism in Eukaryota, Fungi, Ascomycota, Saccharomycetes, Saccharomycetales, Saccharomycetaceae. Gene Ontology annotation, biological process: cytoskeleton-dependent intracellular transport; microtubule-based movement. Gene Ontology annotation, molecular function: microtubule binding; ATP binding; ATP hydrolysis activity.